Molecule: messenger RNA, 6229 nt
Organism: Prionailurus viverrinus (fishing cat)
Lineage: Eukaryota; Metazoa; Chordata; Mammalia; Carnivora; Felidae
Gene: ZNF541
Product: zinc finger protein 541
Exons: 22
Coding region: 1609-5679 (1356 amino acids)
Biological process (GO): negative regulation of DNA-templated transcription; regulation of transcription by RNA polymerase II
Cellular component (GO): transcription regulator complex; histone deacetylase complex
Molecular function (GO): transcription corepressor activity
Source: RefSeq, a predicted model, not a curated record
GCUGGGGUUAGGCCAGGUGUGCAUUCCAGAGGGGUCUGAGGGUGCUUGAAGGAAGCGAUUCAAAAGUGAGACGCGGAGAGUAGCCAAGCGAAGAUGGGGGAAGAAGAAAGGGUGGUGGAGAGGAGACACCGGCGGUCAGAGUGGACCCCUUCCCUCCUUCGGGAGCGCGUCCUGCCGCGCGGCUUCCCCGGGGGCUUCCCCUGCCAUGGUUUUCCUUCCGCUUCUCCGGUGCCCCCUUUCCAGUGUCCUCACGGAUUGACUCCUCUUGCAACAUCUGACCUGCUCUCCCAAGGGCGGGUCGGCCUCCUCUUGUACGGUGCCUUCUCCGAGGGUUCGGUGACCACGGAUAACCUUGAUCCCAGCGUGAGGAGCACGGUCCCAGCCUGUCGGAAAGAGCAGGUGGUCUGCACGCGGGUGGCAAGCGGUGGCAGGCUGCCGGAAUCACCCCAAUCCUCCCCGAGCUCAGAACUCUACUUGGGGUCAUGACCUUUGGGCUUGAACCUCUCUGUGCCUGGAAUUCGCGCCCUGCGUGACUGCGCGACCUUCUCCAACUUUAAGUCUCAAUCACACGCCUCCUCCUCCGAGAAGCCUUCGCGGGUCACGCGGUCCCAGAGGCCGACAGACCCAGUUAUACGCAACUCCGGGACCUGGCUCAUUGGUUCCAAACGUGUCCCAAAGCCUGCCAUCUGUUCCCCACCUCCUGCCAGCAGUGUGCCCAUCUCUGUGGUGGGCGCUGUCGCGCAUUCACCCAAUGGCUUGGCUUGAGAGUUCUGGAAUCGGCUUUGAUUCAUCACAUUUUCUCUUCUCGGCAAAGCCUCUGCCUUCAAAGCCCAUCCUCCCCCAAGAAGUUACACACGGAACUACCACAGGACCCAGCGAUUCCACUCCCGGGCACACGCCCAAAAGGACGAGCACAGAUGGUAACCAUGGGUACGAGAGCCUUGCCGAGUUCUGGGCAUCCUUCCAGCAGAUCAUCAAACCUGCUUGCUUUAACUGGGGACCCCCGAAGUUCAGUCCGGUGCUUAACAUGCCGUGGCAUCCCUCCCCAGGCGUGCCUGCCUGCCCCGCCCUCCUCCCCAUCUCCAUGCCGUAUGAGAAAGCCCAGUACCUUCUGGAAUCUCUCAUUCCCCCUACCCCAAGGGAGGAGGAUAAAGGAUCAUCUAAUCCAGGCUUAUGGAGGGCUGUGAAGGCAUCGCUGCUCAGGACUAUUCCCGGACACAUCUUGUUGUGUAAACGAAUCCGUCUACACCAGUCUCGGCUUUUCUUCAAAUGGAUCUACAUCUUUCCUGUCUCCGGGCCCUUGCACUUGGCUCUUCCCCCAGAUAUUCUUAUAGAUCCCUUCCUCAUUUCCUUCUGGUCUUUGCUCAGGGGCAAAAGAAGUUGGAUGAGUGUCCCGAAUUUACUACUCAGAGUUCCAGGAGGAAAUAUCCAGUGGUCUGACGGUCAUCUGAAUCCCCUCCCUGUGGGGCCUGAACCGGGCCCUCCUGUUCCCUGGAGAGUCACUCCUUUGCUCUGGAAUUAGACAUCACCAAGAGCUCUCCGUGACUCCUUACACGGCCUUGCUUGUCUGGAGAGUAGCUCUUGGCCAAGACCUGGCAGUCACGAGCCAUGGACCGGUAUAGCCUUGGGGACGAGGACGCCCUUCCUCCAGAGGUGCACCUCCCUUCGUUUUCCGAGAGCCAGGGACUCAAUUGCAGCGACACCCUCGACCGGGAUCUGGGUCCCAGUGCACGAGACCUGCUCUAUGCCGGCCUGAGUGGUUUGGACCUGGACCCCAGCCUCCCAGCUCCUGACAUGCCCAGCGAGGCACUGGAGGACAACUUAGACACCCUGUCCCUGUACUCGGGGAAGGACAGUGACUCUGUGAAGCUGCUGGAGGAGUAUGCAGACCCAGAAACUCAGGCGUCCCUGCAAGACCUGGGGCCAGGCGCUCUUAAGGUGCCUAAAGAGGCUGACGAAGGAGGCAGGGCCGCCUCGGGGAGCGCGAGGAAAGGAAAGCGGCAGCACGCUUCCCCUCAGAACCCGCUUCUGGACUGCAGCCUCUGCGGGAAGGUGUUCAGCAGCGCCAGCUCCCUUAGCAAGCACUACCUGACGCACAGCCAGGAGAGGAAACACGUCUGCAAAAUCUGCGGCAAGGCCUUUAAGCGCCAGGACCACCUGACCGGGCACAUGCUCACCCACCAGAAGACCAAGCCGUUCGUGUGCAUCGAGCAGGGCUGCAGCAAGAGCUACUGUGACUACCGCUCGCUGAGACGCCACUACGAGGUCCAGCACGGCCUGUGCAUCCUGAAGGAGGCCCCCCCGGAGGAGGAAGCCUGCGGGGACUCCCCUCACGCCCGCGAGGCCGCCGGCCGGCCGGCCCCCGGUGGCUCGCGAGCCCCCGGGCCCCCCGAAGCCCGGUCCCCCGGCUCCCUCCUGCCCAACCGGGACCUCCUGCGCUGCAUCGUGAGCAGCAUCGUCCACCGGAAGGUCCCCUCUCCCGGCCCGGCGGGGCCUCCGGACGGCGGGGAGGAGAGGACCGCGGCCCGUCCCCGCGCGCCCUCCUCCGGGCCCUCCUCGUGCACCCCCGCCGGCAUGCCGGGGGCCCCCGGAAACCUGGGCACCGAGGUUCCCGAGGAGCCUCGUCCCCCACGGAAGGAGCCUGCCGCCGCCAUGUUCACGGCCAUCCACCGGAGAGCGGUGGAGAACGGGGGCACCGACCCGGCCGGGCCAGAGCCGCCUCUGCUCCAGCGCCCGCCCGCCCUGGAGGGCUGGCCCGAGGGCGGCCCGCGGCCGGCCCGCCUGCCUCUGUUCCGAGGCCAGACGGUCCCCGCAGGCUCCCAGCCGUCGAGCCACAACUUCCAGUGGCUGCGGAACCUGCCCGGCUGCCCCAAGAGCAAAGGGAACAACGUGUUUGUCGUCCACAAGCCCCCUUCGGUGCCGUCGCGGGAGGGCUGCGAGUCUGGCCCUGGGCCCAGCAGCACCUCCCCCGUGGGGGAGCCCUCGCCUGGCGUGGGCACCGGUCGGGAGGACGCGUCGUCACCCUACCCUGCCACGUUCCUGAAGGCUCCCGGGGAGGCCUCGGGCGACCCCAGAUAUGCUGGCGGGGAAGACGACUCCUGGGGUUCCAAGAAAAGCAAGUUUGACUGUGACUCCUUCCUGUGGCGGAACCCCGGGGAGCCCGGCCUCCAGGAGGCCCAAAAGCCCAGCGGCCUCCCGUCGGACGCCACGCCGCUCUUCCGGCAGCUCUUCCUCAAGUCCCAGGAGUCCCUGGUGAGCCACGAGCAGAUGCAGGUGUUCCAGAUGAUUGCCAAGUCCCAGCGGAUCUUCUCACAGCUCCCCGGGCCCGAGGGCAAGCAGGCCGCCCUGAAGCCACUGCCGGGGCCCUGGCCGCAGCAGCCCCCGCCGCCGGCAGCCCCUGUUGAGUCGCUGCACGCUGGCCCCGGAAACCCGGAGCCAGAGGGGUCCCCAGCCCGCAGGAGGAAAGCCACGCCUGCGUUCCCCAGAGAGGCCUCCCCAGGCGGCACCAGGCGGGAGGCGAAGGGAGGUCUGAAAACCGCCGCUGCUCCGCCGUCCCUCCCAGCGUCGUCACUGGACCCUCCCGGGAACCCAGACGUCUCCUCUCUGGCCAAGCAGCUGAGAUCCACGAAAGGGACCUUGGACCUGGGGGACAUCAUCUCCCCGGGGGGCCCACGGCAGACCCAGUCAGGUGGGGAUGAGCCCCUCGGAGCCCCGCUCCCAGGGAAGCAGGCCCAGGCGGAGAAUGGCGCGGCUCUGGGGGCCGCGAAAGGUGAAAAGAGCCAGGCCUGCGCCCGGGGCGGGGGCUACAGGCUCUUCUCGGGCAACCCCAGGUCCCAGCGCUUCUCCGGCUUCCGGAAGGAGAAGCUGAAAAUGGAUAUGUGCUGUGCGGCUUCCCCGAGCCAGGUAGCCAUGGCCUCCUUCUCGUCAGCCGGGCCUCUGGCAGAGCCCCCCCAGGACCCGAAGUCCAAGCUGACGAUUUUCAACAGAAUCCAGGGUGGAAAUAUCUACCGGCUGCCCCAUCCGAUGAAGGAGGAGAACGUGGCAGAUGGAUGUAGCCAGCAAAACGGGGGCCCUGCAGACUGGGCAGAGCCAGGGAGCACUUACGUCUGCAAGAACUGCAGCCAGAUGUUUUAUACAGAGAAGGGGCUGAGCAGCCACAUGUGUUUCCACAGCGACCAGUGGCCGUCACCUCGAGGGCAGCAGGAGCAGCAGGAGUCUGGCGUGGAGUUUUGCCAACCACUGAGACAGGUGCCGAGGCCGGAGGGCGACGGGCAGAGUCCCCCAGGAGCCAAGAAGUCCCCGGACAGCCCCGCCGUGGCCCCUUUGGCGGUCCCUGCGUCGCUGCCCGCAGCUCCACUGAACCGACCCCCCGGGAGCACCGCCAAGGGACAAGAGAAAGACGGGGAAGACAGAGACAGCAAGGAGAGCAGCCAACACAGGAAGCGGAAGAAGCGCCCCCAGCCCAAGGCCUUGUUCGCGCCUCCUCCACCCUCGUCGCCGUCGCCGGGAGAGCCGGGCCUGGGAGGAUGCCACCAGAGCUGCCUGCGGUCUCCGGUGUUCCUGGUGGACCGCCUCCUGAAGGGGCUAUUCCAGUGCUCUCCGUAUACGCCGCCCCCAAUGCUCAGCCCCAUCCGGGAGGGCUCUGGGCUCUAUUUCAACACCCUCUGCUCCACCUCUGCUCACGCCGGGCCCGACAGACUCAUCAGCAGCAUGCUUGAUCAAGUGGAUGGCUCUUUUGGCAUCUGCAUGGUAAAGGAUGACGCCAAGAUCAGCAUUGAACCACACAUCAACAUAGGAAGCCGGUUUCAGGCUGAGGUCCCAGAGCUCCAGGAGAGGUCGCUGGCCGGAACGGAUGAGCACGUAGCUUCUCUGGUCUGGAAGCCGUGGGGAGAUGUGAUGACCAACCCGGAAACGCAGGACAGAGUGACCGAGCUCUGCAACGUGGCCUGCUCCAGCGUGAUGCCGGGAGGGGGCACCAAUCUGGAGCUCGCCCUGCACUGCCUGCACGAAGCCCAGGGCAGCGUUCAGGUUGCCCUGGAGACCCUCUUACUCAGAGGACCCCAGAAGCUGCAGACUCACCCACUGGCCGACUACCGCUAUACAGGUUCAGACAUCUGGACCCCCGUGGAGAAGAGGCUUUUCAAGAAGGCGUUCUGCACCCACAAGAAGGACUUUUACUUGAUCCACAAGACGAUUCAGACAAAGACUGUAGCCCAGUGUGUUGAGUACUAUUACAUCUGGAAAAAAAUGAUCAAGUUUGACUGUGGCCGAGCCCCAGGCCUGGAGAAGAGGGUCAAGAGAGAGCCAGAGGAGGCAGACAGGACAGAAGCAAAGGUCACUUGCAGCCCUCGGGAGAGACCCAGCCACCGCCCCACUCCCGAGUUCAAGAUAAAGACCAAGAGUUACAGGAGGGAGUCCAUUCUCAACUCUAGCCCAAACGCCGGCCCCAAGCGGACCCCCGAGCCGCCGGGGAGCGCGGAGGGCCGGGGCGUUUUCCCCUGCAGGGAGUGUGAGAGGGUGUUCGACAAAAUCAAGAGUCGAAACGCCCACAUGAAGCGACACCGGCUUCAGGACCACGUGGAGCCCGUCGUCCGGGUGAAGUGGCCUGUGAAGCCUUUCCAGCUGAAGGAGGACGAGGAGGAGGAGAUGGGGGCCGACAUCGGGCCCCUGCAGUGGUGACGCCUGGGUGGAGAGCUGGGGCGAGGCGGCGAGGCAGCCCCGCAGCCCUUCCCCUCGGCCUCUCCGGGGCGUCUGGGCCCCCCCUCUGCCUCCUCCCCACCCUCACCGUCCCGCAGUGGCCAGCCUGGCUUGGAAACACGGUGGGCGUUUGGCCAUAAGUAGGCAGGAGAAGCACCCAGUCGCCAGACCGCGGUGACGUCCCUGUCGGCCGGUGCCAGGGGCUCCACGCUCUUUAGGUCGAUAGUGUCCCCCCUUCUUUCAGUUCCACUCUGUCCCGGAGCAGGGAGGCGUGGGGAGGGAGCGAGGCAGACCUGGGUAGCUCUUAAAUCUUAGCCUCAGUUUUGGGGUUUGGUUACAUUUGUUCGAUAGCUAAGGCCGAGAUGUAGAGAAUCAGUGGGAAGAUACCUUCAGAUCUCCGGCCUGUUGGGGCCCCUCCCCAGGGGAGUCUGUCUGCUUUCCAGAUUCAGUCCCUAGUCUGGCAAGGACUUGUACAUGGUUGGGUUUUUUUUGUACGUGUCGACUUGUAAGUCUUAUUAAAUUGGGUUCUUGA